Eremothecium sinecaudum is the source of this 2655-nucleotide messenger RNA. RefSeq names its product Vir1p (gene VIR1). The record is from RefSeq and is a predicted model, not a curated record. The transcript has a single exon. NCBI's taxonomy places the organism in Eukaryota, Fungi, Ascomycota, Saccharomycetes, Saccharomycetales, Saccharomycetaceae. Bases 1 to 2655 code for a protein of 884 amino acids.
AUGGUAAUCAGUAGUAUGGAUGGUGAGGACUUGCAACAGUCGGUGGUUGAUUCAAUUAUAUUAGCAAUUGAGGAGCUUUCCAAAGGUCCUGGCGAUGACUACGAAGCUACUAUUACGAUAGCGAUCAAUUUAUUGGAUGUUUUUAAGUCGAUCAACAAUAAAUUUGAUCUAUCUGUCUUAGAAGCGGGCAUGAAACAGGAUAUUCUAAGCCCCCUUUUAGUUGCUAUAUGCGAGCGGCCGGAUACGGUAUCUAUCGAUGUGUUUGCAUGUUUAUUUGCGUACUGCUCAGUGAUUGUUGAGUUACAGCCGCUAGUGAUUAAUUUUGUGCGAAUGUGGAUGAAGGAUGAAUAUCUACGGAAGGCUGUAAGUAAUCUUGGAGUGGUUUGGGAAUCUGGUUCCUCGAGUGGGAAAAUUGGAUUCUAUACCGUGAUCUCAUAUUUGGAGAAUUUUCCUAGUUUGAGUAGAAAAUCACUUACUUAUUUGAACUUGCAAUUAGGUCAUGUGCUUAUUGAUCAGUGGUUGCCUUUAUGGUCGCGAUACUUAAAGAUUGGGCCCUCGGUCAGUCUUCGUGAGUGGGUUGUGAAAGAUAAGUUAAUGCUAAACAUUCAUGAUGAAUCGCUUCAAGAUGUUGUGCUUGCUGUGAAAUGCAGAGAUGUGGACCAGUGGCGAAGUUGCUCCUCCUUAAGCACAGAUCCUUGGAACUACUUUAUUUAUUUAGUAACUAAUAGAUUCCUCGGACUUUCUGACUCCCUAAUAUAUCACCCUCGGUUUAAAAAUUUUGCAUUGUCUUUCCUUACUAAAUGUGUUGGAAAUAACAGCUUUACCCUUUUGCAAACGGACCCUAAGUUCAAGCUCCAGGUAUUGAUGGAAGUCUUAGACCACUCUGAGAUGAAUUUUCUGCAAGAACCUCACUUGACUAACUUGUUGAAAAUAGCAUUGUCCCAAGUUCAUACUAUAGUCCACAAUGGUUCAUUGGAGGAAAUCACAAAUUUACAUUUACAGUUAGGAGAAUUGGGUACAACCCAAUGUUUACCUGCUUUGAUUAAUAUGUUGCAAUUCGUUUUGGUGCGUUUUUUGAUUAAUAUCGGAAACGUGACCGAAGCGGGCGUCAGUCAACAGGUAGACAGUUAUUGGUACAAGAAAUACAACAGAUAUGUUAUACCUUCAGCGUUCCACAAGCUUCUUCCACAUUUGCCCCCAAUUUCAAAGUCGCUGUUUGCGUUUGAUUAUGCCUCCGCAUAUCUUCCUUCUAACAUAAUCACCAACUAUACUCAGAUUAUUACGAAUUUGUUAAGCUCGCUGAUCUUAUUACUUUCUAUUAAUCAUUCGUUAUUGGUUUUUUACCAGCAAUCCCAACUCGGCUCUCUUUAUUUUGCCGAUUAUAGCCACAGCAGCAGCAAGGAUACUUUACUAGAAGACGAAGCCUUACAAGGCAUUGAAAAUGAUACUAAUCUCCAAUUCAUGGAGUUAUAUUACAUUCCUCUAAUUACUUCCUUAUUAGUCUCAGACCAGCUAUUACAGGUACCAGGUGAAUCUAUGAAGCUGGUUUCUCAAAAAGUUGCACAGAUCAACGGUAGACUCAUUUUUGUCCACGUUUUAAAAUGCUUGGAGCAGUUGAUAAAAAAUCAUAGUAGCACAGCAUUAUACCACUUGAUAAAAUUUGUUUCCAUGGUAUCCAUUGAUGAUUUUACUAUACAAAAGAAGUUUACUUUAUUGCUAAAUCAUUUAUUUUUCCACGGUGAUACAGAUCAUAUUCUACAAUUAUGUCUUCAAAAUGAAUUGACUACCCAGGCAUUAAGGGACUAUAUUAGUCUAUGGAAUGAUGGUAGUAAAGCUUACGAAUUAUUUUUUACUCAGGUUUUUAAAACGGAUCAACCAAAAGCUCCUAAAGUUACUAAAACUUAUGGAGAAUUAUUCAGCUUGAUUCCAGAUUACAAACCUCCCACAAUUAGUACAGUGAAUGCUCCUUCUAUAAAUAUGCAACUUGGACAUAGCUCAGCGCCCGAUCUAAUUGUGGAUUCCAUGCCAAUGCAGACAACUGCAAUGAACAAACCUAAGUUCAACACUAAUGCAAGCUCAUUUAUUCCGCAAAAUCUCAGUAUGGCAACUCCUUCCAGAAACUCGCCUUCAACCUCUAUCAAUUUGCAGCCACAGCCACAUUCUACGCUUUACAGUUCUAUUCCGUCCCCAAUGCUCUUUGGUGCUACCACUAGUACUACUCCACAGCUACAAACCCCUCUGGCAGAUACUUACAAUUCUUUUUAUAUGCCGCAGCAACCAGUGGUUAGACCAACUCCAACAAGGCAUAGCAGUUACCACUCUAUCCCCCAAAGCAACCCCAUGUCUUCAACCCCUUCCAAUGCCAGCGGAACUUCUCAACAUCAAAGAACAUGGCAACCUGCUGGUGUGAAUCCAAAUUGUGUGUCUCAAUUCGGACAGCAACAGCAACAGCAACAACAACAGCAACAGCAGCAGCAGCAGCAACAGCAGCCACAGCCACAACAACAGCAAGUAACAUCUUUUUUAAAUACGGCUGGUCCAGGUAAAUUGGUGAACAGUGGUAAGAACUAUAUUUUAGGUGGCCACAACCGGGCAGUUAAUAAUAGUAGAUCACAAAGUAUUCACGUUGACGAAUUUGAAAAGAUGCACUUGUAA